This is a messenger RNA of Scylla paramamosain (green mud crab), 2510 nucleotides long. RefSeq names its product sodium-coupled monocarboxylate transporter 1-like. Gene Ontology annotation, cellular component: membrane. Gene Ontology annotation, molecular function: symporter activity. Lineage: Eukaryota; Metazoa; Arthropoda; Malacostraca; Decapoda; Portunidae. The record is from RefSeq and is a predicted model, not a curated record. The coding region runs from base 662 to 2218 and encodes 518 amino acids. Gene Ontology annotation, biological process: sodium ion transport; transmembrane transport. The transcript has 13 exons.
CUAUCGAUGGGUAGCUCAGUUUUCAGCUGGCUGUUGUUCAAUCUACGUUACUCGUUACAAUAUGUACAGUGACCCAAUUCUGCUUCCACGCUGUCCUCAUAUUGUUCUUACCUCGUCCUUUUAGUGUCUUUCGUUCUUACACAUUGUUUCCACAUCCUUCACAAGCCGACAUUGCAGCUACACAGUCUGUUCCAUGCCCUAACGUCUGUAUAAUUUUCUUCCAUCAUUCGUUUAUUUGUUCCUGCAACACGUCGCAAGAAGUGACACAUAAAGGUGAAUUCCAUCAGUGACUCUCGCCAUCACUCGCUUUCUGCCAAGCCUCUGAACGACACACAACGACAUAGCAAGCAGCGGAAUGAAGGUUGGGUUUAGCGGAUGGGACUGGGCUGUGUUUGUGGUGACCUUAAUAGCAUCUCUGGGUACCGGAGCGUUUGCAGGAUGGGUGGCGCGGCUCAAGACUAAGAAAGGCGACACAAAGAGCACAGCAGCAGAGUUUCUGAUGGGGGGAAGAGAGUUGAAUCUCUUCGCGGUGGCUCUUUCCACUAUGAUCGGUGCUAUGUCAUCCAUUUCAAUCUUAGGUCGGUAGGAGUUCCCUGGACAUACCCAAGCCACCGCGUAUGCUGAUGAUGUUUUGCUGCAGUGUUAAGGCAACUCAGCAGAGAUGUACGCCUACGGAACACAGUUGUGUAUGAGCUUAAUCGGCACCGCCCUCGGGUGUGUCUUCGUACAUUUAGUGAACCUAAGAGUAUUCUACCCACUGAAAAUUACCAGCGUUUACACAUACAUAGAGAAACGGUUCCAGUCGAGGGCGUUGACAUACUUCAUCGUGUACUCAACCUUUGUGGGCACCUUCUUCUACGUCGGUUUGUGUGCCUACACCCCCUCGCUGGCCAUGGAGACGAUGACUGGCGUGCCCUCCUGGGUGUCCAUUAUUAUCAUGGGAGUGGUCUGCACUGUUUAUUCCGCCUGGGGCGGCGUUCGGGCGGUGGUGUACACGGACAUACUGCAAGUGUUUGUAAUGAUGGGGGGCGUACUGACGAUCUUGGUGACAGCUGUGGUGGAGGUGGGCGGCAUGGGGAAAGUGUUGGACAUUGCCAAGGAGCAUGGCAGGAUAGAGCUCUGGAACGUAGAUCCUGACCCCCUUCAGCGUCACAGUUUAUGGCUAGUCAUCAUGCAAGGCUACUUCCUGGUGCUUCUGGUGUUCGGGAUGGGCCAGCCGCAAGUGCAACGCAUAUGCUCCGUUUCCACCUGGCGCAAGGCUAUUGGGGCUCACUAUCUCAAUAUUGCCAUAUUCAUCACUGCGAUGGUGUGUUUCUACCUGUUGGGUUUGGCCGUCUACGCCGUCUACGCCGACUGUGACCCUCUAGCAACAGGCGAGAUCUCGAAAGCUGAUCAGAUCGUGCCUUUCUAUGUAACCGAUCGCCUUUCAGGGUAUUAUGGAUUACCUGGACUCUUCAUAGCCUCCCUUUACGCCGGUGGACUAAGCUCAUAUUCGUCGCAAAUCAAUGCCGUUUCCGCCGUCAUGUGGGAGGAUUUCUUGAAGAACUCUAAGUGGGUGGCGUCCAUGAAGGAGGAGCGACGACCCUACGUCAACGUGCUAGUCAGUGUCAUUACAGGGAUGCUUGGCGUGGUAGCGGGCAUUGUGUCCACGCAGGUGGGCGGAGUAUUCCAGGCGGGGCAAACCAUCCUGGGUACCAUCAAUGCCCCACAGCUCGGCCUCUUCCUGCUAGGGAUGUGCUGCCCCUUUGCCAAUAAGAUAGGCGGUAUGGUAGGCAUGGGUGCGUCUCUCGCCUUCAACUUCUGGGUCACCUUGGGCGCCAUGUUCUAUGGGAUUCCUGCUCCAACUCUCGAUUUCUCCGAUGAGGGGUGCGAUCCUUCGACCUCCUCUAAUUCAUCUUUUUCGCCAACCUUUUCUUUUACCGAAUCCCCUUCUUAUUCUACGUCGUUUGAUCCCACUACAGAACAGCCAAAAGAUCCGUACGUCUUUCCACUUUACCUUAUGUCCUACGCGAUGUAUUCCUUCGUCGGGGUCUCCAUCACCGUCUUCGUCGGCGCUGUUACUUCUCUUAUUACCAAACCGUGGACAACAAAAAAGGUGGGCAAGAUCUACCUCCACCCAGCCUUCUACGCCCUUCAGAAGAGAUGGGAAAAUCGCAGGUCUCACAUGGAUCCUCCUUUCAAAAGCACACAAGACCUCGUGUCACUGGAGAAAUACUGAGAGAGUAGGGAGAUGUGAAAACGCAGAUAUGGGCAAGUGUUUUAAGAUAAGGAUGUUUGGGUUAGAGGUAGCGAUCGUGGUAGAUGUGGUGGUAGAAGUAGUGGUGGCGAUAGUAAUAGCGUUGGUGAUGUGUUCGGUGCAAAGGAAUUUAUAUCGUAAUUAAAUAUUGUAGCCAUAAUUAACAACAAAGUAAAUAUUAUUCAUUUUCUGUACAUAGUGUGUGCAUAAGUGGUAUGUAUAUAAUUGAUUUUUCUUCUUAUUUUCCUAUUAAAAUAGUUUCUGACACUGAAUA